Cyprinodon tularosa is the source of this 1775-nucleotide messenger RNA. Its product is annotated as glutathione hydrolase 5 proenzyme-like. Gene Ontology annotation, molecular function: leukotriene-C(4) hydrolase activity; glutathione gamma-glutamate hydrolase. Lineage: Eukaryota; Metazoa; Chordata; Actinopteri; Cyprinodontiformes; Cyprinodontidae. The transcript has 11 exons. Bases 93 to 1775 code for a protein of 560 amino acids. The record is from RefSeq and is a predicted model, not a curated record. Gene Ontology annotation, biological process: leukotriene D4 biosynthetic process; glutathione catabolic process; inflammatory response. Gene Ontology annotation, cellular component: plasma membrane.
GAGCAUUUGAAGCUUGUGUCAAAGCGGGUGUACUUAAUCACUAAUGCAGGAGUUUGAUUUCUGAACCUGGGCUGCAUUCAGAGCAGAAGGACAUGGAAGCCAUGGAGGGAUCUUUGUCUAGCAUGACACGAAGGUUUACUGUCAAGAAGUCCAUCAUCUGUUUUAUCGCGGUUUCCACUGUUGUUGUCUUUGCGGUCAUUAUUUUCUCAAAGAAUAAACAUCCCUCGGACUUUGACAUAUGCUCAGAGGUUUCCCCAAAAUUAAGAUUAUUAAGAAGUGCAGAAAGCUCCAGAUGUCCAGACGGCAUCUUUUUGAAAGGUGCUGUAGCUGCAGACUCAGAGACCUGCUCAGUGGUUGGAAGGGACAUACUUAAAAAGGGUGGCUCUGCAGUAGAUGCUGCCAUUGCUGCGCUUCUGUGCACCAGCAUCGUAAACCCGCAGAGCGCGGGGCUCGGAGGGGGCUCUAUAUUCACAGUAAUGGACAGCUCAGGUCAUGUGACGAUCAUCAACUCCAGGGAGACUGCACCUUUAAAUGUGAUUUCUGAUCUCAAAACGAAAUGCGGAGAACCUCCAAAUAAAAAUGGUAUGUAUUGGAUUGGAGUUCCAGGGGAAAUUCGAGGCUAUGAAAAGGCUCACAAGCUAUUUGGAAAACUGCCUUGGGCCGACCUCUUCCAAUGGACCAUUAAGCGGGCCAGAGAAGGAAUCAAGGUUCCUCGAAUUCAAGGCUGCUACAUCCAAAAAAUUUCAGAAAACGAUUCCGUAAGGAAGGCAUUUACAGAUGAAAAAGGAAACCUGCUCAAGACUGGAGACAUCAUUAAAUUUGAGAAACUGGCAGACACUUUGGAGACGAUUGCAGACGAUGGAGCAGAGGCCUUUUACUCUGGAAGGAUAGCAGAGGAUUUGGUCAGAGACGUGCAGGAGGCAGGAGGAGUCCUCACACUGGAGGACUUGGCAUCAUAUAAGGUUAAAGUGACUGAUGCGUGGAACAUCUUUAUUGGGGACUAUCAGAUGUACAUACCCCCUCCCCCCUCAGGAGGGGUACUUCUCGGCAUCGUCCUCAACAUCAUGAAAGGUUGCAGCUGGAUUCAGACAUCAGAUCUGUGGAUUCUCUCUAUGUACAAAAUGAAGUGUAGCAUAAAAAAGAUGUUUGAAACAGGAGAAUGCUGUGUUCUGGUUACUUAUACUAACAUUUAUCCUAGAGUACAUCACGUGGGAAGAGAUGCAAAAAAGAUUUUAGACUCUAGCUUUGCUAAAGAGAUAUGGAGAAAGAUCAAAUCAAACGAAGGACCCAAAAGCCAGACGAAAUAUGAGGGCGGCUCUGGUACAACACACUUAUCUGUCCUGGAUGAGUCUGGAAUUGCUGUCUCUGUCACCAGCUCCAUCAACGCUUUUUUUGGCUCCAGGGUCUACUCUCGAAAUACUGGGAUCAUCCUCAACAACCAGCUGAAGGACUUUUGUAACAUCACUCAGAAUAUCUCCCCAGGAGAGAGGCCCCCCUCCUCCAUGGCUCCCUCUAUUUUGAAGUCUAAAUCAAAUCUGCUGGUGAUUGGAGGGAGCGGAGGGAAAAUGAUCACAACGGGGUUGGCUUCUGCAUUACUUAACUUAUUUUGGCCUGGAAAUAGCCUUAAGGAGGCUAUUGACACCCCUGUUUUAUAUGUUGAUCCAAGUGAACCGAACACAACGAAGUUGGAGUACAAAUUUAGUAUGCUUUCCUCCUGCACACCAACUGAACCUUCAUCCCACCCCAUCUCCUCCUUCUCUCACCACCUUUUCUAA